Schistocerca gregaria is the source of this 6298-nucleotide messenger RNA. Its product is annotated as axoneme-associated protein mst101(2)-like. NCBI's taxonomy places the organism in Eukaryota, Metazoa, Arthropoda, Insecta, Orthoptera, Acrididae. The transcript has 3 exons. The record is from RefSeq and is a predicted model, not a curated record. Bases 61 to 3480 code for a protein of 1139 amino acids.
AGUCGUGUUUUCUACUGUGCAUAGCGAGUGACCUACAGGCCUUUUUUAUUACACAUAAAUAUGGGAGGCUGCCUUGCGGGGCUGUCUAAAUUUACUCGCUAUGAAAGCGAAAGGAAUGCUCUAGCAAAUCAAACACCAAUAGAACAUUAUCUAGAUAAACCCGAGUUUUCGGAGGUGCCUGAUGAAACUUAUGUCGCUAGAAAGAGCCAUGGCACUCAAAAAACCGACGGUGGGCACAAGAUUAAGGAUUCAGCCGACUCUGGAACUGUAGUAGAGUCGAAAUCUAUCGCCGAAAAAGUUGCUCCUAGAGAGGUACCCGGUAAGCAAGAGCCAUUGAAAAUAGAGUUUACUGAUGAAAACAGUCCCAAUGAGAAUCAGAAUAGAGAGCUAUACUCUGGAUCUAAGCAGAGGCCCUCGUCACCUCCUGUGGUGAGUAAGCGAGAGAAGCAGAUGCCGACCGGUGAGCCCGUUUCUGAAAGAGUACCAAUGAAGAAAAAACGAAAAACUUUUAAGCCUGAAGCGAAGGAUUUAGAAGAACAGCCUUCAGAGCAGAUUGCCAGAGAGACUAAGCAUGAGCAACAGGAAAAGGAGCGAUUAGGUGCUGAUUCUAGGAUCAAAAAGCCAGAAAAAGAGCAAAUGGAGCAGGAAAAACCAGAUGCUAUUAAUGAGGCUAAGGAUCUAGAAAAGAUUCACAAGAAAAGAGAAUUGGCGGCUGGCGAAGUUAAGCAACUAGAAGAGGAGCAACAAACAAAAGAGCAUUUGAUAGCUGAGGGCAAAGUUAAUAAAUCAAAAGAUAAUGAAAAUAUGCGCUUGCCUUCAGAAGUUGUGGACAAAUUGACAAGAGAACCGAAAAAUCAAGAGUUACCAGCGGAAAUAAAGGCUAGCAUUCUAGAGGGAGAACAAAAAGAGAAGGCAAAGGCUGUAGGUGAAGUUGAAAAACCAACUUUAGAGAAAGAGCAAGAGAUGGAAGAUGAAAAAAUACAUAAAAAGCAAGAGGAAUUAACGGAAUUUAUCUCAGAUGUACAACGUUUAAGGGAAGAGAAAGAGAAAAAACUUGCGAUUGAAGCUGAAGCCAGAGAUCUUGAGGAAAAAGAGCGACAAGUCGCUGAAACUAGGCGAUUAGAAAAAGAACGGGAAGAAAAGGAAAUACAAAUAGCUGAAUCCAAGAGGAUAAAACAACGACAAAGAGAGCGACAGGCAGCUGAAGCUGAGAGGUUGGAGAAAGAGCGACAAAUAGCUGAAGCUGAGAAAGAAGAAGAAGAGAGAAGAAAAGAAAUAUUGGCAGCUGAGGCUAAGCAGCUAGAGGAAAAAAAGAGAAUAGCUGAACUCAAAAGAAUAGAAGAGGAACGAGAAAAAGAACGACAAGCAGCUGAAGCUGAGAGGUUGAGAAAAGAACAAGAAGCUGAACUCAAAAGAAUAGAAGAGGAACGAGAGAAAGAACGACAAGCAGCUGAAGCUGAGAGGUUGAGAAAAGAACAAGAAGCAGCUGAAAUCAAAAGAAUAGAAGAAGAGCAAGAAAAAGAACGACAAGCAGCUGAAGCUGAGAGACUAGAAAAAGAACGACAAGAAGCUGAAAUCAAAAGAAUAGAAGAAGAACGAGAAAAAGAACGACAAGCAGCUGAAGCUGAGAGACUAGAAAAAGAACGACAAGAAGCUGAACUCAAAAGAAUAGAAGAAGAACGAGAAAAAGAACGACAAGCAGCUGAAGCUGAGAGACUAGAAAAAGAACGACAAGAAGCUGAACUCAAAAGAAUAGAAGAAGAGCAAGAAAAAGAACGACAAGCAGCUGAAGCUGAGAGGUUGAGAAAAGAACAAGAAGCAGCUGAGCUCAAAAGAAUAGAAGAAGAGCAAGAAAAAGAACGACAAGCAGCUGAAGCUGAGAGGUUGAGAAAAGAACAAGAACUAGCUGAACUCAAAAGAAUAGAAGAGGAACGAGAAAAAGAACGACAAGCAGCUGAAGCUGAGAGGUUGAGAAAAGAACAAGAAGCAGCUGAAAUCAAAAGAAUAGAAGAAGAACGAGAAAAAGAAAGGCAAGCGGCUGAAGCUGAGAGACUAGAAAAAGAACGACAAGAAGCUGAACUCAAAAGAAUAGAAGAAGAGCAAGAAAAAGAACGACAAGCAGCUGAAGCUGAGAGGUUGAGAAAAGAACAAGAAGCAGCUGAAAUCAAAAGAAUAGAAGAAGAACGAGAAAAAGAACGACAAGCAGCUGAAGCUGAGAGACUAGAAAAAGAACGACAAGAAGCAGAGCUCAAAAGAAUAGAAGAAGAACGAGAAAAAGAAAGGCAAGCAGCUGAAGCUGAGAGACUAGAAAAAGAACGACAAGAAGCAGAGCUCAAAAGAAUAGAAGAAGAACGAGAAAAAGAACGACAAGCAGCUGAAGCUGAGAGACUAGAAAAAGAACGACAAGAAGCUGAAAUCAAAAGAAUAGAAGAAGAACGAGAGAAAGAACGACAAGCAGCUGAAGCUGAGAGACUAGAAAAAGAACGACAAGAAGCAGAGCUCAAAAGAAUAGAAGAAGAGCAAGAAAAAGAAAGGCAAGCAGCUGAAGCUGAGAGACUAGAAAAAGAACGACAAGAAGCUGAACUCAAAAGAAUAGAAGAAGAACGAGAAAAAGAACGACAAGCAGCUGAAGCUGAGAGACUAGAAAAAGAACGACAAGAAGCUGAACUCAAAAGAAUAGAAGAAGAACGAGAGAAAGAAAGGCAAGCGGCUGAAGCUGAGAGACUAGAAAAAGAACGACAAGAAGCUGAAAUCAAAAGAAUAGAAGAAGAACGAGAAAAAGAACGACAAGCAGCUGAAGCUGAGAGACUAGAAAAAGAACGACAAGAAGCAGAGCUCAAAAGAAUAGAAGAAGAACGAGAAAAAGAAAGGCAAGCGGCUGAAGCUGAGAGACUAGAAAAAGAACGACAAGAAGCAGAGCUCAAAAGAAUAGAAGAAGAACGACAAGCAGCUGAAACCGAGAAAUCGAAACAAGAUACAGAGCAACUGUCUACCAUCACUGCAGCUGAAGCUGAAAAACUAGACGAGGAGAGAGAAACGGGAGUUGGUGUUGAAAAAGUUAAAGAGAGUGAAUUGGAUACUAGUUCUAAAGGUCCAGAAACGACAAUCGAUAAUCAAGAAUUUGCGAAAAAUGAUAUCAAAGCUGCAGAAGAACUAGAAAUUCCUCAGACAAAACCGUUAGCAUCUGCAAGAAGAAAUGCAUAUCUGGCUAAUCGCGCUCCUUCUCGACGCGAGCCUGCAGCAUUCCUUGUUGAGGCUAGAAAUGAACUGAUAAAAAGUGGCAGAAUCAGAGACCUUUCAAAAACGGUGAGUCUCGGUUCGUUAUCACCCAAGGGCCCCGUCGGCACUCAGAGCAAACCCAAGAGACAGUACGGUACAUCAGUUUCAGGUGCCGGGGGACCAUUAAAGAUAGACAUAGCCUCGGCCUUGGGUAAGCAAUUCCAAAAUUUUAAGUCAGCCAAAAAAAAUGCCAAGAGAUGACUAGGUAUUCAGUUUUACAACUUAGGUAAAAAAGACAGCAAUUUUGCUUUUGUUGUAUAUUUGAAUUUGAAAUUUGUACCAAACAAUUUUAAAUAGGCAAAAGAUGUCGGUUUCAAGCUUGUUCAUCCUGAAGAAUUCUAGGGCAGCUCGCAGUUACAAUUCUAAGCAUAGUAGCUGAGAGCGUUAGAUUUCUUAGUGCGUUCCCAUUUUCGCCCAUAUGCACUAUUUCCUUAUAUGAAUAUUCUUGAGUAUCGUAAGCACCAGUUAUCUGAAUAACGGGGGUCACAAGAAACGUGCAGCUUUCCUGUCUUCUUUAUCAGUCAUCAGAUACCUAUCUAUAUCAACCCCUGGUUGUAUACCUUAAAUUAUGGCAAACUACUUGGUUGAAGUGCAUGAUAACACAAUGUAAUUAGCCGUUUAAUUUGCUCACAAAAUAUGCUGAGGCCAUUUCUACCUAUUCCUUGUUCUUUUGUGUCAGCUUUCGUUCACCUGGUUGAUGUCUAUUACUGCUAGUUCAAGAGCAUAUUUACGAGAAGAUUGUAUAGAUUUUGGGCACGUUUUUUACACAUUAAAUUACUCCCAGUUAAAAUAGGUAUCGAUAGCUAAUCGUCAAAUUGAAUUAUAGGCUAACGGUAUUAUUGAGCGUAGCUCCCUGCUUCAGUCUUGAGGAAUUCAAUUAUUCUAGCCAAUGGGCGAUAGUAUUAUAAGCUUUUUUACACGAAUAAAUAAAAUAAGCUCAAAGUGUGGAUGGUAUUGUGUCGCCAUUUGCAUGUUGUCAGUGCUGAUAAUUGUUAUUCCCACCGCGGUUGGUUCAGAGUCUUAGCUUCUUGACUACUAUCUCUCUUUUGUGACAGAAAAUAGUAAUUUUUGAUUAUAUUUUUGUUACGUUUCUAUAUUACUUAUUAUUAUUUAUUAUUCAAUAAUUUUAUUUUUAUGCAUAUAUAAGCACUGUGCGUUUUGGGUUUGUCAUAGCUUUAUAUAACCUUACCUGCUUUAUUCAAAGAACAAAUCAGUUCUCGGAUGGUUCUUCUUAUCGAGAAAAAACUAGCCGGUUGAUUUCUGUACAUUUAUGCAGUUUAUUGCAGUCUACAGAACCUGAAGAGACGAAGCCUGUGCAUGAGAUAAGAAAAAACGUUGUAGCCGUCCGAAUUUGUUGCCUGACGCUAGAACAAGAAUUCAGAAAGUCUGAGCCCUAAUACCUCUCCCCAGAUAUUCUUCUCGAAGUUUUUCCCAGAUAUUCUCAAAUUUUUCUCUAUGGCUAGUACUAGCGAAGAUAUUGAAGUGUCUGUCUUUCUUAUGCGACUAAGGGUAGCUCCAGACAUACAAAUGCUACUUCAAAAUUUCGUUACAGAGUUUGUCAAAAAGCCUCCGCCUAAUGUCAAUACCUGGAACUUGAACAUUCAAGCCUAUAUUACCAAAGUAGUAGGAAUAAUCAGUAAACACGAUGUGUGGCAUGAUGCUACUCGAGAAGAACUUAAUACAAUAGGUGAUGUGGUUGAAAAAUACGUCAUGAUCAAGCUAUUUGAUCUUUGCUUUUCACCUACCGAGGAAUAUAGAAGACGUGAUAAACUUUUAGAGCUUAGGAUUAACUUGGUGAGGACCUUGUGCCAAGAGAAUCUUGAUAAUGUAUUUUGUAAGUUGAACGUUGUGCAUAUUCGACAGGCGAUCAAUGAAUUUUGCUCUAUGGAUUUUAAUAGGACCCCUAGAGGAAAGCUUAUCUGCUUUUUAAAUUGCUGUAAAAUCAUCUGUUACACGCUUAAAAAGGCAAGCAAAAAGAGAAAUUUGUCUGGAGCUGACGAGUUUUUGUCUUUACUUAUAUAUGUUGUCUUAAAUUCAAAUAUUACAAAACUCUAUUCAAAUAUACAAUACAUAAAGUUUCGAGAUCCAAAAAAGAUAUCUAGCGAAUGUAGGUAUUACCUUACUCAUCUGGAGUCAGCCAUCGUCUUUUUGGAUAAACUUGACCUAGAGAAACUUUUUUUCAAUCCAAAUAUUUUCGACGAAAACAUGUUUGAUCCUGAAAACCAAAUUGAAAUUUCAGACGAACUUGCUUCAAUGAAUCAUGAAGUGGAUUCUGAUUCACUGUCUAAAGCUCAAGAGAACGCAGAUGAAAGUUUCAUUCAGUCAGAAAUUCUGAAAAGUAAUGAAUCGCUUUCAUCGAAUUCUGCCUCACUUAUAUUUGGUGACCUGAAAGUUAGAUGGGCUGAUACUAGUGACCAUAAUCUUACUUCUUGUAAUUUACGCGAUCAGAACAUACCAACUAUAAUUUCCAACUACUUUGAUCAUAAAUCUAUCUCGAAGUUUAUGAACUAUAAUUCUGCUAAGGAGAUAAUGCCAGAUGAAUUGGAGGAGUUAUUAUAUAAGUAUAAGUUACUAGUACUAGAAAACCUGAUUUUACAUGCGAAACGUCAUAAGGAACUAAAACUUGAAUUAGUUGGUCGACAGGAUUCUGCAGGUUAGGCUUUGAUAUCUUCCACAGGAAAAACCUUUUACAUCUGCUUAUGAGAGGCGCCUAGCCGCUGUUUUUUUAUGAAAAACUUGUCUAUUAUUUUUGGACGAUGAAUGACCCGUUUUCUAAAACUUGACACAAGAAUUCGGAGUCAAAAUUUCUUUUGCUUAUCUCGAUCCCGCGCAACUCAACCUCUUUCUAUGUCAAUGAAUGUUUUUAAAAAGGACAUCAUUUUUCACGUGACCAGUACUACGAAAGAUAGUCUGUAUUGAAGUAUUUGAAGAGAGUUUAGAUUUACGAUUGUAAUAGAAAAUCUAAAAGAUAAUCUGAAUCCAUCAAAAAUUCUAACAAACGAAAUUAUAAUUUUUAUAA